Messenger RNA from Paramecium tetraurelia, 1222 nucleotides. RefSeq lists its product as uncharacterized. Gene Ontology annotation, biological process: regulation of gene expression. The record is from RefSeq and is a predicted model, not a curated record. NCBI's taxonomy places the organism in Eukaryota, Ciliophora, Oligohymenophorea, Peniculida, Parameciidae. Gene Ontology annotation, cellular component: nucleus. Gene Ontology annotation, molecular function: histone binding. The transcript is spliced from 6 exons.
AUGAGUGCAGAAAAUGAAAUUCAAGAGGAAAGAACCUAGGGUGAACAAUUCGAAAAUUGGAAAUAGAAUGUCCCUUUCAUGUAUGAGAUCUGCAUAAGCCACUAAAAUAGUUGGCCAUCGCUGACUGUGACUUGGUUAAAUGAAAUUGAAAUAGACCAAAAUAACAACGAAGUGCAUAAAUUAAUUGUGGCUACAUAAACAGCCAGACAAGAAUAGGAAUUCAUUAAUGUGCUUAAACUAUCACUUCCAUAGUACACAGAAGAAGACUUUGAUGCAUCAUCCUUAAAUAAUAUAUGGAAAACUCAACCUGUUGGUAAGAUAACACAGGAAUCUCAAAUUCCAGUGUAACAUGAAAUCAAUAAGAUCAGACAAUAGCCAAUGAGUAAAAGUAUUCUGGCAGCAUAAACUAGUGUUGGUGAAAUAAGCAUUUAUGAUAUAAAUAAACACCAAAAAGUGAUGUCUCUAAAAGGAUAAGAAAGAGAAGGUUAUGGGUUAUCAUGGAACCCUAAGAAUUAAGGACACCUAUUAUCAGCUAGUUAUGAUAAGAAGAUAUAUUAUUGGGAUGUGACAACUGGAUAAUUAAUAAAGUCUUACAAUUUCCAUAGUCAAGAAGUUGAAGAUGUGUGUUGGCAUCCCCAAGAUCCAAACCUAUUCAUAUCUUGUUCUGAUGAUAGAACAUUUGCGAUAUGUGACACUCGCUCAUAAUAGGGAAUGAAAAUCCAAUAGGAAGCCCACUCUUAGGAGAUUAAUUGCAUUUAAUUUAAUCAAUUGGAACCAAGGUAUUUUGCAACAGGUUCAAAUGAUGCCGAAGUUAAAAUGUUUGACAUCACAAAACCAGAUAAUUAGAUUUAUUCCUUUUCAAAUCAUGAAGAUGCCAUAUAUACUCUUUAAUGGUCUCCUCAUAAAAAGAAUUUGUUGGCUACAGGUUCUGUGGACAACAAAGUUAUCUUGUGGGAUUAUUUGAGAGUAGGUAAAUCACAGGAGAGGGAAUUUGAGAGAGAUGGACCUCCUGAAGUAGUGUUUUAUCAUGGGGGUCAUAGAUCGAAGGUGAAUGAUUUGUCUUGGAAUCCUAAUCAUAAGAAUUUGAUGGCAAGUGUAGAAGCUGAUAAAAAUAUGUUGUAGGUUUGGAAGAUCUAACCGUAAUUGUGGAUGGAUGAAGAUGGUGAUGAAGCAUGAAUUGAUUUAAUCUCUUAUUUAAACAUCGUUAUUUAUUAAUAAUAAA